AUAGGAGAGAGAGAGGUGGAUGUAGACAGUGAAUGGUAAUAAAGAGAAGGGAGACAAAGACUGAACGUCUUUAAGGAGAGAGAGACAGGCAGCUGGAAAGGAAGUGAGAUAUAUUUGUCCUACAGAUCCUUGACACCAAGAAGACCUCAUCUGUGUUCCUUUUGAAGAAAGGCUCCACUCCCACCCACUCACAGGUGCCCUUUGGGGUAGUUUACCAUGGAAACCAAGAUGGUGAUGCAAAGAAAGCAAGAAGAGCAGUCGUCCCAGAUGUCUCACAGCAUGCAGCUUUCCUCCCAGAUAAAGAAGCGGACCUUCACUUCCAGUGAUGAGGAUGCCUCCUACUCUGACUGGCAUCCCAUCAUUCCCGCUGAUCUGAUGUCUGUCAAAGAGAUCCUGAACAUAAAGAAUUCAUCCCGCCACAGGACUUGGGAAAUUCUGCAAGAAACAAUGGGUGCUGAUGAGGAAUAUGACAGAGAGAAGUGGACGUGGUUCGGAAAUGAGGCUGAGAGUGUGGAGAUCGACGUGAUCAGGAACCAGCAUGUGUUGCGCAGUCGUGUUGACAAAAUGGCUCUUCGCAGACAGGCAGAAAAGCAGCAAUCUGCCCACAUGAAGUACUUGGAGAGGCUGAGUCAGAAAGCUCCAGACUUUACGAUCCCUCUGAGAGCUCACACAGUCUGGGAGGGAAUGACAGUGAUCCUCUCCUGCAGUGUCCAGGGCUGUCCACCCCCAAAGGUUGAGUGGUACAAAGAUGGUGAACCGCUGAUAACAGCUUCCCAACCGUGGAAUUACAGCCUUCAAAAAAGUGGUGGCCUCUGGUUACUGGAGAUCAGAAGGUGCACUCGUGAAGACGCCGGCGAGUAUAAAGUGGUUGCCAGGAGCGCCCUGGGUGAAGCGACAACAUUUGCAACCUUAGUGGUAAACUCGUGUCAGGGAGCCGUGGCCGGUUCAGAGCACUCGCAGACCACCGGCUUGCAGCAGCAUAAAGAAGCCCAGUUUGACAUUUCCUUCCCCCCAUCCUGGGUGAAGGAGGGCAGCAGCCUCUCCCUGCAGUGCACCUUCACAUCGGCCCUGCUGCCUUUCCAGCAGGAUGUCGGCUGGUUCAGAGACGGUGUGCAGCUGCAGCAGUCCAACAAUGUGGACAUGAAAACGUUUGACGACAAGGCCGUCAUCACUAUGAUGGCUGCGCACAAGGAGAAUGAAGGGGUUUACAGUGCCAGACUGAGGACCAGGGACGGAUACGAGGAGCGCAGGGCCUUCGUCUACGUCAAAGACGCCUCGGCUGCAGUGCUGGGAGGUCCUGCCUCUCCUCUGGCUGUGGAGGUAUCCGAUGUCAACAGGGACUACGUCUUUCUGACCUGGCAGCCGCCCAGCGCUGAUGGAGCAUCACCGGUGGAGGGUUAUUAUGUGGAGAGGUGUGACCUCAGUCAGGGAGAGUGGGUGUGCUGCAAUGUGCAGAUUCAUAAAAUGUGCCACUUUCCCGUGUUUGGCCUGAAGGAAGGAGCUCUGUACCAGUUCAGAGUCCGUGCCGUGAACAAAGCCGGGACGGGACGUCCCUCCAAAGUCACGGAGCCCAUCCUCACUGCAGACCCUCUUGAACACACCAGGACAAUGGUGGUCAAAGUGGACAGAGGAAGGACCAUCACCAUUACAAAAGAUGAACUGGAAGGUCGGGUCAAAGCUCCUUUUCCUCCCACAGACGUCCGCGCCUGCGAGCUGAGCGACACCUACGUGGUGCUGAGCUGGACCGAGCCUGAACCCCGAGGCAGGGAGCCGCUGACCUUCUACGUGGAGCGGUCAUUGGCAGGGAAGAACAGCUGGGAACUGGCCAGUCUGGACAUGGUGGUGAACUCUCCCAGGUUCCCAGUGUUUGAUCUGGUCAAAGACAAGCAGUACUGCUUCAGAGUGCGCUCCGUCAACAAGUACGGUGUCAGCGACCCCUCGGACCCGAGCGCACCCAUUUCACUCGGAGAGCCACAAGCCGUGCCGCCUCCACCUCACUCAGUCAUGGCUAUUAGAGACACCGACACCUCGGUUUUGCUGCAGUGGCAAGAACCCAAAGACAAACUCAACAUCCUGGGAUAUUAUCUGUACUACAGCGAGGCUGGAAAACAGGAGUGGAAAACGGUCAACAACAAACCUAUAACAGCAACCAGGUUUAUAGUUCACGGCCUGAAGACUUGGAAGGAGUAUGUGUUUAGGGUGAAGUCUGUGAGCCGAGCAGGAAACAGCAGAUAUUCAGACGGGUCUCACCCCAUCAUGGUCAAAUCAGCUAUCAACGUUCCGUCCUCUCCCUCUGCUAUUGCCCUGCUGCUGUGCACCGGAUCGGAGAUGGUCCUGGGCUGGAGGGCUCCUUCCUCUAACGGCGGAAACCCUGUCCGCGGCUACUACCUGGACCAGAAGGAGAAGGGCACGGAGACCUGGAGAGAGGUCAACGUAAAACCUGCUAAAGAGAAGCAGCUUAAGGUGUCGGACUUAAAAAGUGGACAUUUCUACCAGUUCCGUGUCUUUGCUGCCAAUGCCGCCGGCAUCGGGAAGCCGUCUGACGCUAGUGAAGCAUUCCUCUGUGAGAAGUGGACGAUGCCAGAACCAGGUUGCCCGUAUGACCUGGAGUUCAGGGAGGUGAGAGACGGUUCCCUGGUGCUCCUAUGGGCGGCUCCGCUCUAUGAGGGUCAAAGUCCGGUCACUGGCUACGUGCUGGAAAUCAGCCAGGGUAACCAGUCAGACAACUGGACAAUUCUGACCGCAAAACCGAUUUCUGAAACUCAUUACAAGGUGACGGGUCUGGAGACUGGUCACACCUACUGCUUCCGCGUGUCCGCUGUUAAUAAUGCAGGUGUUGGUCGUGCUUCCCUGCCCUCUGAGCCGGUCAUAGUUCAGACCCAACCAGGCACCAAAGAGAUUACGAUCGGCGUGGAUGACGAUGGGUUUAUAUUUCUGGGCUAUGAGGCUGUUGGCAUGAAUGAGGAGAGCGAGUUCCUGUGGAGCAAAAAUUUCACAGAACCCACUGAUUCUCAGAGAACGAAAGCAGAAACCAGACAGAACAGAUCAGUUCUCACCUUCACAGACCCGUCUGAAGAGGAUCUGGGUCUCUACACUGUGGAGCUGAGCGACAAUCCUCACCUGUCAUCCAGCUACGAUUUUACAGCUGAAGACCUCGAACACCUGAAAGAACUCAGCUGGCAGGUCCGAAAUCCACUGAUCGCGCUGAAGUCCGCCUGGCAGGUGGAGGUGUCUGAGCAAGGCAGCGUGCGCCUCUGGCUUCAAACCGAGAGUCUGAGCAGUUCUGCUGAGCUCCGUCUUGUUUUCAACGACCGGGAAAUCUCCAGCACUCCACGCUGUAAGAUAAACUUCGACAGGGCCAAAGGUCUGGUGGAGAUCCUAUUUGAUCAGCUCUCCCAGGAGGACGAGGGCUCGUACACCGCUCAGCUGAGGGACGGGCGCGCCAAGAACCAGUGCACUUUGGUCUUUGUGGAUCAAAAGUUUCGUGAGAUUCUGGCCUUGGCUGACUGGAAACGACGGGACAUUCAGAGAAAGGCUGGGCCUUAUUUCAAGGAGUUCUUGACAUGGAGUGUGAAUGAGGAUUGUGAAUUAACUAUACAAUGCAAGGUGACAAACACAAGUAAGGACACGUCCUUCAAGUGGUUUAAGGAUGGUGUGGAAAUUAAAGACAUUGCUUAUGAUCAGACGUCUGGGGUCAGCUCACUCACAAUCCCACAGGUGACAAAGAAAGAAGCUGGUUCGUACAGAGCUGUGGUGUCGGACAGCCGAGGAGAAGAUGUCAGCACCUUGGAUCUGCUGGACGAUGAGUAUGACAAGCUUCUGAAACAGCUGAGUGAACAAUGCGCGUUGUCAGCUGGUCCGCUGCGGAUUGAGAGCACGGCUGAAGGUUUCAAGAUCUACUCCUCCCUCAAAUACUACAUUAACUUCCUGAAGACAAGCUGGUACUUCAAAGGGAGGAAAAUUGACCAGGAGGCCAGGACAAAGCCUGGUAGCAGCAUGCAAAAAGUCUGGGUAGAAAUCUUAAACCCAACGGAGAAUGACAAAGGCGAAUACACCUUGGAGAUGUUUGACGGAAAAGAGACGCACAAACGGUUUUAUGAACUAUCCACAGAUGCGUUUACCAAAGCCUUGCUGGAGCACCAGAGGUUGAAGCAACUGGCCUUUGCUGAGAAAAAUCGUGCCAGAGUGAUAAAAGGUCUGCCGGAUGUUGUAGCCAUCAUGGAGGACAAGUCUCUGUGUCUUACAUGCUUCAUUGAUGGCGACCCAGCUCCUGAGGUCUUCUGGCUUCGCAAUGAUAGAGAAAUCCUUGAUCAGACUCAGUUUACCAUCACUAAGGAGUCCAAACGCACCUCCAUUACUGUCAACAAGGUCACCACGGAAGACUCUGGAAAGUACAGCAUCUUUGUGCGCAACCAGUAUGGCUCUGAAACUGUUGACGUGACCUUGAGUGUGUACAAGAAGGGCGAGAAGCCUCCAGCUAAUGCAGUGGAGUUGGGUUAGAUCUGCAAACAGGAGGAAUCCCAUGCUUCAAAUUCAGUUUGAAGGAAUUCAGUUUUUUUUUUUUUUUUUAGAAACCUUUGCACAAAAUAUACGAUUUACAAACACAUUUAUACCCCUAGAACAGUUCCUAUGGUUUUUCAUGUUAUGAAGACUAUUUUAUGCAUGUUAAUAGAGCUUCAUGUUACAGAUCAACAAAAAGUAAGGCAUAAUGGGAAUAUGGAGAAAAAAAUAUACAUGGUUUUCAAAACUUCUUCCUUACAAGUUAAAGUCUGAAAGGUAUGACAUACAUUUCUAUUCAACACCCCUGAGUCCAUGCCUUGUAAAGUCAGCUUUUGCUGCAAUUAAAGUGUCUUAGGAUGUGCCAGAACAUCCCAGUCAGAUUGGAUAGGAGACCAUUUACGAAUUCCUUUUUUUGCAAGUGUAUUCACAGAUUCUCAUUUUUAGCUACUUCUGAACUUUGGGCUUUUUUAUCCAUCAGCAAGCUUGGAUCUAAACCAGGGGUGUCAAACUCCUGUCCUUUGAGGACCAGUGUCCUGAAACCUAUUGGAUUUCACCCAAAUCUAACAGACCAGAAUAAAAUGGCCCAAUAAUCUCCUCAUGCACUCAGGUUCUACAGAGUCCUGCUAAUGCGGUAGUGGUGGCCUGGUGUAGUGGUUAGAGAGCAGGACACUUUCAACCUGGAGAGGCAGCAAGGUCCCUGGUUUGAAUCCCACAGACUAUCACUUUGGGUCCCUAAGCAAGACCCUUCGCCUCAGAAGGCUUCCCGGGCAAAAGACAAAGGACAAAUUUAAUUGGAAUAUAUGUUGAGAUUACAUUGCAUACAGCUACAGUGUUUAUUAAUACAAAUUUACAGUUAGUUGUUUUUUUUUUUCAAAGAUGUGUUGGUCUAUCUAAAAUGGACCAACACAUCUCAGCAAUCAUAAAUCGGGGCUAGCAAAGAUAGCAUUUCUGGAAGAGGUACACAAACAAACACACACACACACACCAACCUCAUGGUUGAAAGUGUUCUGACAUACUGUUUAUCAGUGUGAUAUCCCAGUUGCAGUAUGUCAGGAAAAAAAAAGGCUCUGUAGAAGAACGUUAAAGCUACUGAGAAGGACCGCUCUGCUUAAGAUAUCUUUCAAAACUUCUGCAGAUGCAGGGCAUUUAACAUCAUCAAGGACCCCUCACAUCCAUUCAAUGAAUUGUUCAAAAUGCUGCAAACCAGCAAAUGGUUCGACAAUAUAUGUUGUGUGUUUCCUAUUGUUUUGUUGUUCUGGUUUGAGUUGUUUAUUUAGGUCAGGUUAACUUAAAUAAAGGAUUUUAUCACUAUUUAGCAGAAGCUAGCAUAGCUUGAAUAGAAAACCUCCAUUAGCUAAGCAAGAUUUAUAUUUUGGAGAUUAUGUUUAGCUUUGUUUUACUCCAGAAUAGGAAAAUACCAUAUUUAAUCUUUUUAUUGGUUAGUCUAGAUAAAUUAUUAUAAGUUGGUUGUGUUAAUGUUGCAGUUCCUUUUAGCCUUUUAGUCUGAAGAUGAACUUCAUCUACUGGAGUUUUUGGUUAAACAGAUGUAUUGUUUGUCUGUGUUGUUUUCAAUAAAGCUAUUUACAAUUACUGUA
This is a messenger RNA of Fundulus heteroclitus (mummichog), 6095 nucleotides long. It is a transcript of the gene myom3, whose product is annotated as myomesin 3. Gene Ontology annotation, molecular function: protein binding. The transcript has 37 exons. Bases 217 to 4500 code for a protein of 1427 amino acids. The record is from RefSeq and is a predicted model, not a curated record. NCBI's taxonomy places the organism in Eukaryota, Metazoa, Chordata, Actinopteri, Cyprinodontiformes, Fundulidae.